UUUAUUCAAGACAACGUUUAUACUUUUGUAUUCAAAUUGAAAUCCCACAACAACAACAACAUCAACAACAACAACAACAAAUGAGCAUAAACAUUAGCAACAUGUAUUGACUUUCUCAAAUGUUUUAUUUAAAAUCAGUAUUGUUAUGUAAUGCAACUGAUAUAUUUUAUUACAGCUAAGCUCAGAUCUAAAUGGAUGUAAUUUAUUUUAUAAAAAGCAAUGAAUCAACUAUUUGGAAUACUAAUGAAACUAAUUCUUAUUUUAGCUUCAAUCAGUGCAUCAAAACACUAUCUUUUAAUACAUGGUCCAAUGCAUACGAAUGCUCAGAUUAAUUCAACUGUACUAUUGAGAUGUCGUGUUCAACUUCAGAUUCAGAAUGAUCUUAAAGAGAAUUACUAUCAAAUCACUCAGAAUAGUAAAUUAAGUAGUGAAGCUUACUUGUCAGAAGUUUCAUCAUCAUCAUCAUCUACCGCACCAGCAACAGUUUGGCAAGUUAUCAACCCAUAUUUAUUACCUGAUAAGUUGAAAAUCAUUGUUCAAUGGAUGAAAGAUGGCUUUGGUUAUGAUCAAGAUACAUUGAGACAAACAUUUAAUGGAAGAUAUACACUUGUUGAAUCGGAGGAACAAGAUGUAUAUGAUUUAAUGAUUCAAAAUAUACGUUUUGAAGAUGAAGGUGAAUAUGCAUGUCAAGCUAGAUUAGUAAAAAAAACAAAUUCUUAUCAAAAUAGAUCAGAUUAUUUUGAUCAUUUUAUGAAUCAAUCAAUAAUUGAUCAGAAAUCAAUCAAAUCAAAUUUCACUAAUAAUAUUGAUUUAUCGAUUUAUGAUUUAUAUAAUUUACCAAUGAGUUUAAUUAAAAGUAAUACAGCAUAUUUAAAUGUUAUUGUACCGCCAAAAUCGAUUCAUUUAAAUAUCUUAUUAUAUGAAAAUUCAAAAUUUAAAUUUUUCUUUGAUUAUAAUAAUCAAUUAAAUGAUCAUUUAAACAAUCAAUCAAUAUGGAUUCAUUUAAAUCAAACCAUUCAAUUAAUAUGUAGUACAUCAUCAUGGAGUAAACCAUUAGGACAAUUAUUAUGGUUUAUAAAUGAUAAAAUAUUAGAUCAAGUUCAAAAUGAAAAGAGAACAGAUGAUGAUGAUGUAACAAACUCAUCAUCAUCAUCAUCAUCAUCAUCAUCAUCAUCAUCAUCAUCAUCAUCAUCAUCAUCAUCAUCAUCAUCAUCACCAUUCAGAUCAUCGUCGUCGUCAUCGUCAUCAUCGUCACCAUUCAGAUCAUCAUCAUCGUCAUCACUCAGAUCAUCGUCAUUAUCAUCACCAUGUCAACAUAUAAAUGAUUGUUUUCAGAAAAGAAAAGAAUUAUUAACUUGGUUAAAUAUGAAAUUUUGUGAUUUACAAUAUGGAUGUCAUAUUAUAAAUAAAACACAAACUUCAGUGAUAUUUGAUCAUUCCUUUUAUACUGGACAAUUGAUUGAAUUUAUUCAAAUCAAUGAUAUGCCUUCAGGUAUUCAACUAUUUAAAACUUGGUCUAUUUUAAGUCUUACAUUUCAUAGAAUACAAAUGAAUCAAAUACCAAUUAUGUGUUCAUUACAUAAUCAACAUGAUUACAUGUUACGUAAUAAUAAUAAUAAUAAUAAUAAUGUAAAUAUUAUGCAAUCGAACAGAACUUCUCAUCUCAAACAUCAUAUACAUUUGAAUGAUACAUAUGGAAAUAUACCAUUCAGAUCUAAUAUAAUCACUAUGAAUCUUUUAUAUAUUGAUAAAGUGUACAUAGAAAUUUAUUCCAAUCCAAAAUCAAUAUUUACUUCAUCUAUUAAACAUUCAACAGUCGUAAUUGAGAAUCAACCAGUUCAACUUGGAUGUUUUUAUGAAAAAUCUAAUGUGCCUAUUAAUGCAAAUUAUGAAUAUACAUUUUUUAUUCAACUGUCAGAUACUACUACUACUACUACUACUACUACUAAUCAUAAUGAUACAUUGUUCAAUAUAAGUUCAUUAUCAACUAUUCAUUCAAUGAACAAUCAUUAUAAUACCAUUAAUUCAUUAUCUAUGACAUCUUCAAAACGAAUAAUAUUACAUAGUCAAUUGAAAUAUCAUAUUAUACAAUUUAUACCAUAUCGAAUAUUUCAUAAAGGUAGAAUCUAUUGUCAAAUAUCAAUUAAAAUAAAGAAAUCUAUAGUCAAUACCAUGAAUUCCAUAGUAUCAUUAUCAUCUCAGACAUCAUUAAGAAGUUGGAGUAAUCAAAUUUCUAUUGUUAAUAAUCAUCUAGAAAAUGAUUCAACAGAUGAUCCACUAUUGAUAUCUUCAAUGGGUUAUAUUGAUUUAAAUAUUUAUUAUGGACCACAUAUAAAUAAUCGUGAGAAUCAAUUUUAUAUACUGUAUCCUUGUGCAAUAUUUGGUAAGAAAUUGAAAAUGCUUUGUUGGACAAAAUCUACAGAUAAGUUGUAUAUAACACAAGAGAUAACAUUACAGUGUCAAACAGAUUUUAAUCCAUCUGGUCAAAUUCAAUGGUACACAUGGAAAUCAAAUAAUACACAAAUUUAUUUAACAAAUGGUUCAAAUUUACAACUUACAUUAGAUCAACUUCAAUUUUCAUUGGAGGUGAUCACAGUUAAUUCGAAAAAUUUAUGGAUUAUGGAUAAAGAAGUUUUCAAUAAUCAUGGGAACUAUCUCCCUACAGAUGAUCCAAUCAAAUUGGACGAUGUUAAUUUUCAAAUUCAUUUAUGGAAAUUUACAUGUAUAGCUAGUUCAUUAGGAUUUGAUAGUCAAUCAGCAAAUAGAUUUAUUAUUCAAGCAGAAAAACCAUUUGUACAUAGUCAUUCACAUGUUAAUGGAAUUCUAGGCAAAUCAAUUCAUCUUAUUUGUAAUGUUGUCAGUUAUCCCGAACCAAAUUUUACUUAUCCAAUAUGGUUACAUAAUGGCGAAUAUAUUGAAAUAGAAGAUUCAUAUGGUAAUAAUAUAUCACCAAUGAAUUCAACAAUAGAAGAUUCCAAAUUCCCUAUUUCCCUUACUCAUCAUUUUGUGCCUAAAUAUAAAAUCAUUCAUAGAAAGUAUGCAUUUGGAUGGAUUAUAACUUUGAAGAUCAAUAAUUUAGAUCUAAAUGAUGAAGGAAUUUAUCAAUGUUCAUUUACAAAUUUAAUGGGAUCAAGUUCAUAUGAGAUAAAUUUAUAUUUAAACCAUACAUUAUCCAUGAAUCAAUUCAUUAUUAUCAUUGUCAGUUGUUUCAUUAUACUACUGAUUAUUCUUCUAUUCAGUAUUAGUUUAUAUUAUACUCAUAAACAGUGUCAAUACUUUGAAUGGUUACAUCAUUAUUUAUGUAUUAAAUGUAAAUUUACAUUGAAUAGAAAACCGUAUCAUAAAAAUGACAGAAGAUACAAUCAAAAACCGGUUGGAUACUAUACAGCAGUGGAUUUAUCAGAAGUUAUACAAAAUUCACUCAUUGAUGAUGAUUAUUUUGAUGUUAUUAAUAAUAAAAAAAUUAAUCAGUCAUUUCAUCAACCAUAUUUGAUUGAUCCUGUGAUAUCUCUAAAUCAAUCUAAUGAUUACGUAACAUGUAAUCCAAUUUUAAAUGAUCAACAAUCAACUUUACAAGAGAAAUGUCUUUGUGAAUUUAAAAACAACUGUGAACAUCAGUUAAAUAAUUUCAAUAUCCCAUCUAAAUCAAAUUGUUCCACAUGUUCACAUAUAAAACCUUUAAUUCAAACGAAAAAUAACAAUGAUAAUGAUCAUGAUUGCUGUGAAUUAAAACAAUAUCCUCUUCCUUCCAAAACACUAUCAGGAUACUAUAGUAACCAUACAAGUAGUACAGUGAAAGUUCUACAUAAUAAAUUCAGAUAUGAAACUGUUCUUAGGGAUGAUAAAAAUGUUAACAGUGAUGAUGUAUCAUUAGGCUUCAAUCAAACACCUUUAUUUAAUCAUAUUUAUUCAAAUAAUGUUUGUUUAAAUGAAUUAACUUCAAAUUCAAUGAUCAAUGAUCAAUAUUCAACUUAUUGUCAGUGUAAUAUAAAAAGUAAUCAAAUUCAAGGACAAUAUUUCACAUUACCUACUUAUCAUCAUAGUAUGUUAUACUCUAAUACAAUGAAUAAGAACACUUAUACGUUUAACAAUCAACAAGAUCAAUGUAUUCAUUGUACAUUGAAACCGCGAAAUUCAAAUUUGGCCCCAAAAUUAAAUGAAACUUUUUCUUACUGUGAUAAUAAAGUAUCAUUGAAAAAUAAUGUUACAACUAUCAUAGAUACAACUAAUGGAAUGUAUAAUCAUAAUAAUAAUUUUUAAUGAUUAAAAGAUUUGAAAGAUAUUUGUGAAUAAGAUAUAAAAUGCUUUUGUUUUAUAUAUUGAUUAUGAUCGUCUAUUUUCAUAUGAAAUAUAUUUGAUAGUUUAUUAACAUAA
Molecule: messenger RNA, 4374 nt
Organism: Schistosoma rodhaini
Lineage: Eukaryota; Metazoa; Platyhelminthes; Trematoda; Strigeidida; Schistosomatidae
Source: the annotation of a GenBank genome assembly